Molecule: messenger RNA, 1668 nt
Organism: Spea bombifrons (plains spadefoot toad)
Lineage: Eukaryota; Metazoa; Chordata; Amphibia; Anura; Pelobatidae
Gene: ALDH1B1
Product: aldehyde dehydrogenase 1 family member B1
Exons: 1
Coding region: 16-1284 (422 amino acids)
Molecular function (GO): aldehyde dehydrogenase (NAD+) activity
Source: RefSeq, a predicted model, not a curated record
UCUCCAUGGAGGUGCAUGGAUGCAUCACAACGAGGCCGGCUUCUCAACCAUCUUGCAGACCUUAUUGAAAGGGAUAGGAUCUAUUUGGCAUCCUUGGAAACUCUGGACAAUGGCAAACCUUUUACUGCAUCAUAUGUUGUAGAUUUGGAACUAACCAUUAGGGUAUACAGAUAUUUUGCUGGUUUUGCAGACAAAUGGCACGGAAAAACUAUCCCCAUGGAUGGUAACUACUUUUGUUAUACCAGGCAUGAACCGGUUGGGGUCUGUGGGCAGAUUAUUCCAUGGAAUUUCCCAUUGUCAAUGCAAGGAUGGAAGCUGGCUCCUGCCUUAGCCACUGGUAACACUGUUGUCAUGAAGGUUGCUGAGCAGACACCACUUUCUGCCUUGUACAUGGCUUCCUUGAUUAAAGAAGCUGGGUUUCCUCCUGGGGUUGUAAAUAUUUUAACUGGUUAUGGACCUACUGCAGGGGCAGCCAUAGCGAGACACAUGGACAUCAACAAAGUAGCAUUUACUGGUUCCACAAAAGUUGGUCACUUAAUCCAGCAAGCAGCGGGUGAGACAAACCUUAAAAGAGUCACACUGGAACUUGGGGGUAAAAGUCCAUGUAUUGUUCUGGCAGAUGCAAACUUAGAACAUGCUGUAGACCAGUGUCAUGAGGCUGUGUUUUUCAACAUGGGGCAGUGUUGUACUUCAGGUUCCAGAACCUUUGUUGAAGACUCAAUCUACAAUGAAUUUAUUGAAAGAAGUGUGGAGAAGGCUAAACAAAGAAAAGUAGGCAACCCUUUCGAGCUAGAUACGCAACAUGGUCCACAAGUUGAUAAAGAACAAUUUGACAAGAUAUUUGGCUAUAUCAAAUGUGGCAAAAAUGAAGGUGCUAACCUUUUGUGUGGAGGAGAACGUCAUGGUGAUGAGGGCUUCUUCAUCAAGCCUACUGUUUUUGCUGAUGUCCAAGAUACCAUGAAAAUUGCAAGGGAAGAAAUAUUUGGGCCUGUGCAGUCAGUGUUUAGGUUUAAAAACACUGAAGAGGUUAUUGCAAGGGCCAAUGAUACUCGAUUUGGAUUAGCGGCGGGAAUAUUUACACAAGAUUUGGACAGAGCAAUGUAUUUCAUCCAAGCUUUACAAGCUGGUACAGUAUGGGUUAAUACAUUCAACGCUAUAGCAUGUCAGGCACCAUUUGGAGGAUUUAAAGAGUCUGGAAAUGGCAGGGAGCUUGGAGAAGAUGGGCUUAAACCUUACACUGAAGUAAAAACUGUGACAAUUAAAAGCCCACCCAAAAACACAUAAGCAAGCAAAAGUGCUUAAUUAUGUGGUCAGGUGCGUGGGAAUUUCUGGUAUCAAUUAAAAUACUGAAGUGUAAUUCUAAAUAUCGAAAGAUCUGCGUCUGGCUAGCUAUGCACAUUUAUAAAACUAAAUGUAUCCUAAGUGAAAUGGCCAUUAUACAUUGAAUGCUUUUUUUACGUUACAGACGAUAACAUUCAUGUUCUACAAUUAAAAGUUACCAAUCCUUAGCAGUUAAAGUACGCUGAACUAGUUUCCUCUAGUGGUUUGUUAAGCUCUGUAUGUUUUCCCCUAGUAGAAGGGUUUGAGCUAGACAGUCUAAUAUAUCUGUGUGAGUAUGUGUGGUGGAGUGUCAGUAACAAAGCACAAACACCUUGCACAACACCAAGA